Exophiala bonariae is the source of this 1617-nucleotide messenger RNA. RefSeq lists its product as uncharacterized. Gene Ontology annotation, molecular function: flavin adenine dinucleotide binding; N,N-dimethylaniline monooxygenase activity; NADP binding. Lineage: Eukaryota; Fungi; Ascomycota; Eurotiomycetes; Chaetothyriales; Herpotrichiellaceae. The transcript has a single exon. Bases 1 to 1617 code for a protein of 538 amino acids. The record is from RefSeq and is a predicted model, not a curated record.
AUGGAAAGUCGCCACCAACAACCCACCGUCGCCGUCAUUGGCCUUGGUGGUCAAGGCCUAGCAACUCUCAAGAACCUGCUAGAGGAAGGCUUCAGAGCCACUGCAUUCGAGAGACGGGACUAUGUUGGGGGGAUCUGGCAUCAUUCCGGCGAGAAUCAGUUGUCAGCUCUGCAAUCAACUUUCGUCAAUGUUUCCAGAGAAAGAGCAUGUUUCACCGACUUUCCUUUUCCACAUGGCACUGGCUCCUACCCAAAUUCCCACGAGGUCGAUCAGUACCUCAAUGAUUAUUGCAGUCACUUUGCCCUUCAUCCACAUAUGCGACUUGCAACCGACGUAAAAUCAAUCCAACGAGAUGAUGGAAACAACAAGUGGUGCUUGCGUAUCUCUACCCGUGGCCAACUCGACGAAACUUUGGAAUUUGACAAGCUCGUUCUUGCUACAGGUCCCCACGUCAUUCCCAAGCAGCCAGAACUCCCAGGAAGAUCGCAAUUUUCGGGUAAUGUUCUUCAUUCUAUUGCAUACAAGGACCCUGGCAGCUUUCGGAACAAACGUGUCAUGGUGGUGGGUAUGUCCAACUCAGCCGCAGAUACCGCAACCUCCUUGGUUGGCAUUGCUGCACACAUAUUGCUUUCCCAUCGUCGUGGCAGUGUGGUUGUUCCUCGAUAUCUGAAAGAUGGUACCUCAUUGGAUCACAACUUGACAUAUCGACAAUUUCAAAUAAAGGACACCCUUGAUACUGUUGCCCCAAGCCUGGCGAUCAAAUUCCUUGACGCUAUCACUACGAGGAUCUCACGCCAAAAUUUUGGAGAGCUUGAUCCGGCCUGGAAUCUCCACCCCCCUCCAUCUCUCCUUCAUCAAGUGCCAACAGUCAGCGACACCCUAAUUCCCGCCCUCAGAAACCGCUCCAUCAUCAGUACUAAAGCUCCAUCGCGUGUCACAGGGCCCAAGACAAUUCUUUUAGAAGAUGGCACAACUGUUGAAGUUGAUGCAAUCAUUUAUUGUACUGGGUAUGAGGUGGACUAUUCAAUCCUGGGUCCUUAUGAUCCCACCAUUAUCCACACAGAAGGCCUUAAAUGUCACGACAAAGCAACACCAAGGCUCUAUCAGAACAUAUUCUCUCUGGUCUAUCCAGAAAGCCUCGCCUUUGUUGGUAUAGCGAUCACGUUAUCUCCUGCAUUCUUGUUGAGUGAUCUUACCAGCAUGGCUGUAGCACAGCUAUGGUCAACGAAACCCGGGAGCCCAGUCCUCCCACCGCAGACUACUAUGGAUUCAUGGUAUGCCGACCAUCUCGAAUGGGCAAGGUCGAUUCGCCUUUUGAGUGAGCAUGCCAAAUUUGCUCCCAUGUCGGUGAAGAACGGUCCUUGGUUUCGAUGGGUGCAAGACGUCGCUGGGGCAGAAGUCGAGAGAAAUCUGAAUUAUGCCAGCUUACAAGCUUGGAAGUUUUGGUGGAAUGACAGAAAAUUAUGCGCUCUCCUGACCGAUGGUAUCUGGUCUCCCCACAUGUACCGCUUGUUCGACGGUGAUCGAAGACAGAAAUGGACUCAAGCUAGAGCUACCAUUGAGAGGGUGAACAGCGAUGUUCAAGAACGCCUUCGCGCACGCCGAUUGCCUCAAUAA